Scaptodrosophila lebanonensis is the source of this 2497-nucleotide messenger RNA. RefSeq names its product glycine--tRNA ligase (gene GlyRS). Gene Ontology annotation, cellular component: mitochondrion; cytoplasm. The coding region runs from base 288 to 2327 and encodes 679 amino acids. The record is from RefSeq and is a predicted model, not a curated record. Gene Ontology annotation, molecular function: ATP binding; glycine-tRNA ligase activity. Gene Ontology annotation, biological process: mitochondrial glycyl-tRNA aminoacylation. The transcript is spliced from 2 exons. NCBI's taxonomy places the organism in Eukaryota, Metazoa, Arthropoda, Insecta, Diptera, Drosophilidae.
GUCAACCUACUUGAACAGCUGUUCCAAUUCACAAUGCUGAAAUCGGCCGGUUAGAGCACCAUUGUGAAUCAUCCAUCAGAAUUGCAGGCCAAGUAAAGUUGAUUAAAGUAUUCACAAACCUACGAAGCGCCAGUGGCAUACUAUUUAAACGACACAAAUCUUACAAUUGGAGCGAACACGUUGCCAACAAAGCGUUUUGCACAAAUACACAAACAGCAGUCUCACAGACUUGGGGCAGCAAGAAGUCGAAACGCAGUGUCAAAUUGAGAGCCGCAGCCGACUAUAUAAUGACGAAUCCAGAAAUCGAGGAGCAGUUGGCCCCGUUGCGCAUUCGUGUGCAGGAGCAGGGCAAUCUGGUGCGUGAGCUGAAGGCGCAGGGAGCAGCCGAGUUGGAUGUAAAGAAGGCUGUGGCCGAGUUAAAGUUGCGCAAAAAAGUGCUGGAGGAGAAGGAGUUGGCGCUCACCCCUAGUGUAGUGAGCUUCGAUCGGGCCAAGAUGGAAGAUUUGCUAAAGCGUCGCUUCUUCUAUGACCAAAGUUUUGCCAUUUAUGGUGGUAUAACCGGACAGUAUGAUUUCGGACCCAUGGGCUGUGCCCUGAAAUCCAAUAUUCUAGCCCUAUGGCGUCAGUACUUCAGUCUGGAGGAGCAAAUGCUCGAGGUGGAUUGCUCCAUGCUGACGCCAGAGCCUGUGCUGAAAGCAUCAGGCCAUGUAGAACGUUUUGCAGAUCUUAUGGUGAAGGAUGUGAAGACUGGUGAAUGCUUUCGGCUGGACCAUCUGAUCAAGCAGGCGCUGGAGAAGCUGUGCAAAGCCAAGGAUGCGACGCCAGCGCUGCAGGCAGAGUGCGAGGACAUCAUCAUAAAACUUGAUGGUCUGAACAAGCAGGAGUUGGCCGACGUGCUAGCCAAAUACAACAUCAAGUCGCCAUUGACUGGCAAUGAGCUUACAGAGCCCAUUGAGUUCAAUUUAAUGUUUGCCACCCAAAUCGGGCCCACUGGCCUGGUGAAGGGCUAUCUGCGUCCCGAGACGGCGCAGGGCAUUUUUGUGAACUUUAAGCGUUUAUUGGAAUUCAAUCAGGGCAAGUUGCCCUUUGCCGUGGCCCAAAUUGGUAACUCAUUCCGCAACGAAAUCUCUCCUCGUUCUGGCCUGAUACGCGUACGUGAAUUUACCAUGGCGGAGAUCGAACAUUUUUGCGAUCCCACGCAAAAGGAUCAUCCGAAAUUCAGCAAGGUGGCGAACGAAAAGCUAACCCUCUAUUCAGCGUGCAAUCAAAUGGACGGCAAAUCAGCCCAACAAUCGACAAUUGGUGAAGCUGUGGCUGCCAAGCUAGUUGCGAAUGAAACUCUUGGCUAUUACAUGGCGCGUAUUCAGCAAUUUCUGCUCGCCAUCGGCAUUAAGCCGGAGUGUCUGCGCUUUCGGCAGCACAUGAGCAACGAGAUGGCGCAUUAUGCCUGCGAUUGCUGGGAUGCUGAAAUUCUCACCUCGUAUGGUUGGGUGGAAUGUGUCGGCUGUGCGGAUCGUUCCGCCUACGAUCUGAGCCAGCACACGGCAGCCACUGGCGUGCGUUUGGUAGCCGAGAAACGUUUGCCUGCACCCAAAACGGUGGAGGUCAGUGAAGUGGUACCGAACAAGCAAACCAUUGGAAAAACGUUUAAGAAGGAUGCCAAGGCUAUUACUGAGGCAUUGGCCAAGCUCUCGCUGGACGACAUCAAGCAGGUGGAGACCCAGUUGGCGGCUGGUGCCAGCUACAAACUGACGCUGCCCGAUGGUGCCACCCACGAGCUCAGCUCCGACACCAUUGGUGUAAAGCACGGCAGCAAAACGGUGCAUGUGGAGGAGUUCAUUCCGAGUGUUGUGGAACCAUCCUUUGGCAUUGGCCGCAUCAUGUACGCCCUACUGGAGCACAGUUUCCAGUGCCGCGAAGGUGAUGAACAGCGCUGCUACUUUACGCUGCCCCCACUGGUAGCCCCACUCAAAUGCUCUAUUCUGCCGCUCUCGAACAAUCCAGAGUUUCAGCCGUACACACAGAAACUGUCCUCGGCUCUGACCAAGGCGGAGCUGUCGCACAAGGUGGACGACUCCAGCGGCUCGAUCGGACGACGCUAUGCGCGCACAGAUGAGAUUGCCAUACCCUAUGGCAUUACCGUCGACUUCGAUACUCUGAAAACGCCACACACCGUGACGUUGCGUGAACGCAAUAGCAUGAAACAAGUGCGUGUGGAUCUAGAGGAAGUUGUAGACGUGGUCAAGGUCUUGGCAACUGGCCGUGUCACCUGGACGCAAGUGCUUGAGAAAUACCCGGUCUUUGAACAACAGGAGGCCACGAAGUGAGCCCCGCUUACACGUAAAGAUUGAAGAUAUUUUAUACGAAUUGAAAACUUUAAUACAUUUUUUACGCUAUCUGCCUGUUAUGCUUUACUCCUCGCGACGCAUUUAAAACGUUAUUUAUAUACUAUAUGAUUAUCAGUUCAAAAAAAAGCUUAAGUAAAGAAAGUCUCAAC